AUGUCUGAACUGAAAUAUCACAAGCUCGCCAUGUUUCUUCUCAUCUUCUACAUUCCUUUGAUUAUCAUACCGUGGGCUUUGACUUGCGUAAUGGCUAAACGACCACUGAGCGCCUCCUCCUACUACAAUCAACACGGUCUCUCGGACCUGGACAUUGAUCGCAUCGAAAAAUGGGCAAUUAGUGUAAAUGUCUUGAACUCGAUUGGUAGCCUUAUCACCAUCCCGGUCUUGUCUACUCUGAUAGCUCAGGUCGCAGUAGUCUACAGCCAUCAGCACCACAAGGACUCAGAUUAUCGCCUUCAAUACCUUGUUGCGUUUGCGGAUCGCGGCUGGACCGAUGCUUUCACUUUGUUCAAGUCUUGGAAGUGGCCAGGUGGCAUGUCUAAUGGCGCUCGAAAUUUAUUGUUCUUUGCUGCGCUUACGAUCAUCAUAGGAUCCAUACAGCAGCCUCUGUAUCAAAUUCUGGUGCCCAUGGAAAACAUCCUCGUUCCCACCUGUCACGACACCGGCUACAUGGGAUAUCUGAUAUACCAGCGUUUCUUGCUACAAUCUGAGUGCUCUCGAAAGGUUCUGCCAGCAAAGGAGAUUGGUUGGGAUAUGGAACCGACGCAGAUGGCUCUGACGUACCAAUACGAAAUCUUUCCGCAAUUGGUUGGCGAACUUGCGGUCGCGUCGCUGGAUGACGUUAAACCAAAUUUGUGGAACAAUGCGUCCGACUCCGCUGCGAACAAAUUGUUGCUUCGAGAUCAUGAAAGCGGCGCUUUUGUAGCGGCGCUUGAACAAGGAACUUCAACUGGAGUGUUGCGACAACACAUUAUGCGUCUCAACUCUUCAGUGGAGUGCCAACGCAUUCAACGCGCCGCAUUUCCAUCACCGUGUCCAGGAGAGCGCCCAUUCACAAGAGCAUUUUCCCAUGGCAAUAAUAUGACUCGCAUCUGUACACCUAGAUCGCGUGGAUUAUCACCGUGGACCAUGUCACGGAGCAGGCAAGAUAUAGUAGAAGGGCUCUACAUUGACAUCCUAGAGCAGUUGGAGAUUGGUGACCGCGCCUUGUAG
Parastagonospora nodorum SN15 is the source of this 1056-nucleotide messenger RNA. RefSeq lists its product as hypothetical. The coding region runs from base 1 to 1056 and encodes 351 amino acids. The record is from RefSeq and is a predicted model, not a curated record. The transcript has 2 exons. Lineage: Eukaryota; Fungi; Ascomycota; Dothideomycetes; Pleosporales; Phaeosphaeriaceae.